Messenger RNA from Maniola jurtina (meadow brown), 2537 nucleotides. Its product is annotated as alpha-N-acetylgalactosaminidase. Bases 443 to 1765 code for a protein of 440 amino acids. Gene Ontology annotation, molecular function: alpha-galactosidase activity. The transcript is spliced from 10 exons. Lineage: Eukaryota; Metazoa; Arthropoda; Insecta; Lepidoptera; Nymphalidae. Gene Ontology annotation, biological process: glycoside catabolic process; glycosylceramide catabolic process; oligosaccharide metabolic process. Gene Ontology annotation, cellular component: cytoplasm. The record is from RefSeq and is a predicted model, not a curated record.
UGAAGCGAUCAGUCGUCGUUUCAAUCGGAACGCGACUGCACGCGCCAGAGCCCGCAUACCGCUGACAUAAAUUCAAAUAUCGAACUUCCUUCACCGUGGUUCGCAAGACUAGGUAGUGACGCGAAGUGUUAAAAAAAUUAAAAAAAAAAUUGAUAAACGGAUUUUUCCGCAUUUCAUCGUCCACGUAAACGAUAAUCUCGCUGAACCGAAGAUAAACUCAUUCGUCGAGCACUCCUUGUUAUCAUAACCUCUAAGAAAUGACAGAAUCUCACUGACAGUUGCAUUCUAAUACAGUUUUAUAGCUGUUUAUUGUUGUAUAUUUUAAAUAUUACUUUGAUUCGAUAGUUUUGCAUUCGAUAGUCAAUUGGGGUUGUAAAAAACUAUGCGGAUAGAACCUUCGGUGAAGUAAAUUUUAGUACAAAGUUCGGUUUUGAAGUCGGUGAUGGCUUCUUGGAAGAUAUGUGCGUGGACAGUGAUAGUGGUUCUGUGCGUGUUAGGGAAGAUCUCCGGGUUGGAUAAUGGGUUGGCGCUGACGCCUCCCAUGGGCUGGUUGGCGUGGGAGCGGUUCAGAUGUAACACGGAUUGCAAGAAUGAUCCUGACAACUGCAUAAGUGAUCGCCUGUUCCGCACGAUGACAGACAUCCUGGUGGGCGAGGGCUACGCCGCCGCGGGCUACGAGUACAUCAACGUGGACGACUGCUGGCCCGAGAGGGAGCGCGACCCGCGCGGCAAGCUGGUCCCUGACAGAGAACGGUUUCCGUACGGCAUGAAGAGCUUGGCGGAUUAUGUACACAGCAAGGGUCUGAAGUUCGGUAUCUACGAGGACUAUGGCAACUUCACCUGCGCGGGUUACCCUGGUGUCGUCGGACAUCUUGCGGGAGAUGCAGCAACGUUUGCAUCAUGGGGCGUGGACUACGUCAAACUGGACGGGUGCUACGCGCUGCCCGUGGACAUGGACCACGGAUACCCAGAGUUCGGCAGGCAGCUCAACCUGACUGGCCGGCAAAUGGUCUACUCCUGCAGCUGGCCAGUUUACCAGAUAUACGCUGGAAUGCAGCCAAACUUCUCAUCGAUCAUCGAGCACUGCAACUUGUGGCGUAACUUUGACGACAUUCAAGACUCGUGGGCGUCCGUCGAGUCUAUCAUAGACUACUACGGAAACCACCAGGACGUCAUCGUGCCCAACGCUGGACCUGGCCACUGGAAUGACCCUGACAUGCUAAUCAUCGGCAACUUCGGUCUAUCAUACGAGCAGAGUAAGACGCAGUUCGCAAUCUGGGCGAUCCUGGCGGCGCCUUUACUGAUGAGUGUGGAUCUGCGUACAAUUCGCCCCGAGUACAAAGCCAUCCUACAGAACAGAAAGAUCAUUGAGGUCGACCAGGACCCGCUGGGGAUUCAGGGCAGGAGGAUAUACAAACACCGAGGCAUCGAAAUCUGGUCGCGUCCUAUCCUUCCGAUUCACGGACAGUACUACUCGUAUGCGGUGGCGUUCGUCAACAGGCGCACGGACGGCACACCCUCGGAUGUGGCGGUGACCUUACGGGAACUCGGUCUGAACAACCCUUCUGGAUAUAGAGUGGAGGACUUAUACGAAGAUGUAGACUACGGUGUCCUGUCGCCACAGACGAAGAUCAAAGUCAAAGUCAAUCCCUCAGGUGUGGUAAUACUCCGAGCGGACGCACAGCCAUCUUUCGCCUACAACGCGAUACCGACCCGGACGCCCUACGCGCUAAACGACGUGUUCAGACUCGCCAAGAAAAAAUAACGCCCUCCAGCGGACGCGCGUGGAAAAACAAAUCGAAACGAUCUACAAGUACAAUACGAGAUGUCGCUCUAAACAUUCUAAAUCACGGUGCUGACCUCUAAGGCCAGUCGUCGUUCUUUAUUUAAAACUCCUGAAUAUUCCACCACAGACCACAGAUUAAAAUUUAAUUUUUUUUGUCUUUUCAAUCGUGUUACACACUGAAUGCUAAAGAUAGACAAGAACGGUUGAUUUAGCGUUUACACUAUCGUGAGUGAUAUUAUAUUUAUAAAGAACGGUUAUUUUAAAAAACAUGCGUGGUAAAACCAAUUUCAUAGAAAUAACAGUUUUUACAUUUGCGCAAUGGAACACAGUAUGGUGUGUGCACUUGCAAAACUUACAUUGAACUAAGUAAUAGCUAAACAUAAUUUACCCUUGGUAUCGAAAGUUCAUUUAUCUUUUUCCUUCUGUGUAGUUUAUUUUAUUUGUGGUCGAUCUCAGUUUUACUCCUUUUUGAACGUAAGUUAAACGAAAUCUUAUUUUACAUUUUGUGAUUUGUCCAGUGAAAUUACGUUGGUUACCAUUUUGGUUGUAGCUGGUUUUACAUAAACUUGCCUUUAGCGUACGUUUUAUUUAUAUUUCUUAUUAGUGUGAUCGAACGGAGAAUAGUACCUAGUAAUUAGGAGAAUAAAUUUUGCCAUUAUUAUGUACCUAGGAUUUAAGGAUUGUACAUUUUAACUGUCUGUAAAUGUAAGUUUUUUGUAGAGAAAAUAAAUAAUUUUACGUAUAUAAUACA